GAAAGAAAAAAAAGAUAGGAGGAUAACAAAAACUCACAAUCCACACAUAGUUGAAAGUGAAACCCCACAGACUUGGCAGAGGAGCUCAACUCACACAUCCCCUGUUUCUCCUCCCUCUGCAAGAAGAAGCUCCUGGCAAUGGGGUUUGUCUCAUUCCUCUCUACUCUCCCUUUGAUUCCAGCGGCUUCUUCUUCAGCCACUGCGCCCAUUCUCCCUCCUGGUACAAUUCGUUGUAAAUUUCAAGAAAAUGUGGCCAUUGAGGAGCAUGGCUUUCGUCGAAGAGAUGUUGUUCAGGGCCUUGGGCUUGCCAUGGGAAUGGAAUUAUUAACAAGCUCAAGCUCAUACGUUGAAGCAGCUAAUGCUGCUGAUCUGAUACAGCGUGGACAGCGUUCAGAUUUUCAGUCAAAAAUUAAGACAACCCUCUAUACAUCUAUAAAGGCGAAUCCGGAUCUUGUUCCCUCCAUAUUGACUUUGGCACUUAAUGACAUUAUGACGUUUGACAAGGCUACAAAAACUGGGGGUCCAAAUGGAUCGAUACGCUUCAGCUCAGAAAUUAACAGACCAGAAAAUAAGGGCCUUUCUGGUGCUCUGGGUUUAUUGGAGGAAGCAAAAAAGGAAAUUGAUUCAUACUCCAAGGGUGGACCCAUCUCAUAUUCAGAUCUCAUUCAACUUGGAGCACAAAGCGCCAUGAAAUCUAGCUUUCUGGCUUCUGCUAUAAGAAAGUGUGGCGGGAAUGAAGAAAAAGGGACCACAUUAUACGGUGCAUUUGGUUCAAGUGGCCAGUGGGGACUUUUUGAUAGAAAUUUCGGGAGGUUGGAUACCCAAGAGCCAGAUCCUGAAGGAAGAGUUCCCGAAUGGGAGAAAGCAAGUGUUCAAGAAAUGAAAGAUAAAUUCUCUGCCAUUGGCUUUACUCCCCGCCAGCUAGCAGUGAUGUCUGCAUUUUUGGGUCCCGAUCAAAUAGCAACUGAGGCAUUACUUGCCACAGAUAAAGAUGUAUUGCCAUGGGUGCAGAAAUAUCAACGUAGCAGAGAGACAGUGUCUGAGACAGACUAUCAGGUUGAUUUGAUCACUGCUCUUACAAAAAUGAGUUGCUUGGGCCAACAAAUCAACUUCGAAGCAUAUACAUAUCCUGUCAGGAAACUUGAUCUGACCAAACUCAAACUGUAAAAAGAACACAACUGCUACUUCAGACAUAUGGUGAAUUCCGCGGAGAAACACAGAGUUCAUCCCCAAUGGUAGAGUUUUCAGUCGUAAAUCGUACUCAUGGAACAUAGUCAAGUGAAUUUUUUGUAUUGACAAAUGACAAGUACCACUGAUAUCUUAAUACUAUAAGUAUAUAUGUGAAAUGUAUCUGCAUUUCCUUCUUCCCAAUUGUGCUGUUUUUUUAUUUAAUUUGAAGAAAUACAACACUAAACUUUCCUUC
This is a messenger RNA of Daucus carota subsp. sativus, 1423 nucleotides long. RefSeq names its product thylakoid lumenal 29 kDa protein, chloroplastic. Gene Ontology annotation, cellular component: chloroplast thylakoid membrane. Gene Ontology annotation, biological process: cellular response to oxidative stress; hydrogen peroxide catabolic process; response to reactive oxygen species. The transcript is spliced from 11 exons. Lineage: Eukaryota; Viridiplantae; Streptophyta; Magnoliopsida; Apiales; Apiaceae. Gene Ontology annotation, molecular function: peroxidase activity; heme binding. The record is from RefSeq and is a predicted model, not a curated record. The coding region runs from base 139 to 1167 and encodes 342 amino acids.